AUGGACGAACUUACAAUAACUCCUCAAAUUGCGCCCAUCUCGAGUUCGAGGAGAGUUUCGAUGGAGCAUUAUUACAAGGGACAUAAUGGAUCUUCAGAUCAAGAACAGGAACCAGAAGUCGAGGAGGAACCAGAGGAAGAACAGGAACAAGAACCUGAGAACGAACUCGAGGACAAACCCGCGGAUUCAGAGUCGAUAGUAGAUACUCUACUCGAUUCUCCUCCAUCCUACGAUGCUUCGGUUCGAUCACAAAACAUGCGAAACCGUUUGAAUAUACAACCUCGAGAAGAUGAGGGAAGGGAAACGCUCCCUGGAUACUCUACUGGUAUCAGUCUGGAAAAUUUGUUUACGAGGAAGAUGGAACUACAGGGUGCGAUACACAGGGCUUCGGACAGGAAUUGGUAUCGAGUGCUGGCGACAUUACAAGGCACACUUUUAACCUUCCACAAAUUCAAAGGCUCGGGGGUAUUUGGUCGUGAGCGUGGAGACCAAAAGGGUACACCAGAUCUGCCUGCUGGCACCAGAAAGGGCAGUUUAUUGGGAAGCUACAAUUUACAGCAUGCAGACGUCGGCAUAGCUGCCGAUUAUGUGAAGAAAAUAUAUGUUAUUCGAGUUCGAGCAGAAGCAGACCAGUUCCUUCUAUCAUGCGUCAAGAUUGAAACGUUCGUCAUCUGGCUACAAUCACUCUCCACAGCUAUCGAUCUCUCUAUGCCCCUUGAUGAACGACAGACACCUCGAGAUCAAUCCAUUCCACGUUCACGACGAAGAAGGAGAAGAGAAGUCAGGGGGGUACAGAUUGGCGAUGAACUCAUUCGAGAACAACAAGAACUCAUCCGAACACACUAUCCCAACCUCGCCACUUCGCGCACCCCCGAAAGAACCACCACCGCCACCAGCCGACCAUCAACCACUGCCCCCACAACUCAAUCAACUCCCCCCCAUACACCUCGCGCACCACAAGAAUGCAUCAGCGAAGCCGAAGCCGCGGUCGAUGCACUCCGAGAAAUGGGUCUCAUAGGCGGCCGACCCCGUCGCCACCACCGCAUACUUCACCGUCGCACACCCAACCCCACCCCCUCCCAUUCCUUCUGUCCCGAAACGGGAAAAUGGCAACCGGAGCACGCGUGGUCUCCUCGAUACGACAUGUUAUAUGCUCGAAAAUGCAUGGCGGUUCUCACAAGUCGCUCGCCCCGAAAAUCAAAUUUUUUAAUCAUGAAAGGUAAACAGUGGAUUGUGGAUUGGAAUACUGGCUCGUUAAUAAGAUGCGAACCUCCGGAGUAUGGAGAGGAUUAUUGCGGACGGUGGAAAAUAGGACAUAAUGGGACGCCGGUUAAGGCUUGA
Molecule: messenger RNA, 1341 nt
Organism: Sclerotinia borealis F-4128
Lineage: Eukaryota; Fungi; Ascomycota; Leotiomycetes; Helotiales; Sclerotiniaceae
Source: the annotation of a GenBank genome assembly